Messenger RNA from Fraxinus pennsylvanica, 513 nucleotides. NCBI's taxonomy places the organism in Eukaryota, Viridiplantae, Streptophyta, Magnoliopsida, Lamiales, Oleaceae. The record is from the annotation of a GenBank genome assembly.
AUGGAUCAGGUAUUGAACAAGGUGGGUUCGUACUGGUUGGGGAAAAAGGCCAACAAAGAAAUUAGCUCCGUUGGCGAUGAUAUUAACUCAUUGUCAACCAGUAUUGAAGGAGGAGCCAAAUGGUUGGUUAACAAGUUAAAAGGAAAAAUGCAAAAGCCGUUGCUGGAACUGCUGAAGGAAUAUGACAUGGCAAUAGGCAUUUUCCCUCGUGAUGCCACCAACUAUGAGUUCAAUGAAGAGACGGGAAAGUUGACUGUCUACAUACCAUCAGUCUGUGAAGUGGGUUAUAGAGAUUCUUCUGUCCUGCGUUUCUCAACUGUUGUAACUGGAUAUCUAGAGAAGGGCAAGUUGGCUGAUAUAGAGGGAAUAAAAACAAAAGUGAUGGUUUGGGUAAAAGUGACUGCUAUUACAUGUGAAAAAUCAAAGCUCCAUUUCACUGCUGGUAUGAAGAAAACUCGAAGCAGAGAUGCUUAUGAGGUUCUUAGAGAUGGCGUAGGUGUAGAUAAGUUCUAA